This is a messenger RNA of Leptomonas pyrrhocoris, 1330 nucleotides long. RefSeq lists its product as hypothetical. The transcript has a single exon. Lineage: Eukaryota; Euglenozoa; Kinetoplastea; Trypanosomatida; Trypanosomatidae. The record is from RefSeq and is a predicted model, not a curated record. The coding region runs from base 266 to 1330 and encodes 354 amino acids. Gene Ontology annotation, cellular component: nucleus. Gene Ontology annotation, molecular function: protein binding.
AGCACCAUAUAUCGAUUUCUGUGUACUUCGAAUCGCGAAGAAAUCAGCUCGAGAGUGUCGCGCUGGCACCGCAUUUGGUUGCAGUACUUAUUUUUGAGGUUUUCAUUCGACUGCUGGACGUUUUUUUUUUCCGCUUUGCGUGUUCCCUUCCCGCCUGCUCGUACACGCUGCAGUUUUGCGUCCUCGCUGUUCUUCUUCUUCUCGCUUAUACAAUAGAUUUACUCUCUCAUUUUUUACUUCUCGACAUUGUCAUCUCGGAGCCACAAUGGAGGCGAUCGACGGCGCCGAAGACGGCGGCAAGCAGCACAGCAACGCGUCCUACGCAACGUCGUGGGUCGCCAACGGACUUUCCUGGGCCAACCAGCCCGAUAAGCCCUUCCGCUUCGCCAUCUCCUCGUACAUCAAAGACUACCGCAACUACGUCGACAUAGUGGAGAAGAACGACGACAACGUUCUUGUGUGCCGCGCCACCUGGGAGCACUGCUACCCCCCAACAAAAGUCAUGUUCCCUCCACGCCCCCUGCAGUCGGACGUUGUCAUCACCACGGCAGACUACCUGCGCCUGUGGGAGAUCACGGAAGGGCCGCCGAAGGCAGAGAAGAACACCGCUGCCCGCGGCGACGCGCGCCAGGCCGCCAAGAUGGAAACGGUGGAUUCCAAAGUCGCAAUGAAACGGGUGUUUGACAGCGCGAAGCCCAACGAUUUCUGCUCCCCCGUCACUUCCUGCGACUGGAACAACGAGGACGCGAACACCGUCGCGUGCUGCAGCAUCGACUCCACCGUGACGCUCUGGGACGUCGAGACGGGGGCACAGAAGACAAAGUUGGUGGCCCACGACAAAGACGUCUACGACAUCGCCUUUGCCUCGGCUCACACCUUUGCCAGCUGCGGCGCCGACGGCUCCGUCCGCUUCUUCGACCUGCGCAACAUGGACCACUGUACGAUUCUGUACGAGACGCAGGGGCUGUCUCCGCUGCUGCGCGUAGCCUGGAACCAGCUCGACCCGUACUUCAUUUCCACCUUCGGCAUCGACAGCCCGGAAGCGGUGGUGAUCGAUAUGCGCUACCCAACCGUCCCCGCCUCGCAGCUCUCGCAGCUCCACCAGCUGCCGGUCAACAGCAUGGCGUGGUCGCCGCAGAAUGCGCAGAACAUCUGCACCGUCGGUGAGGACGGCCUCGUUUGUAUUUGGGAGGCGAGUGCAGAGCGGGGACUCUCCCUCAUGCUGUGCGACUGCGAAGUCCCGAUUAAUAAUGUGGCGUGGCGCCGACCGCAGAACGAAGACUGGAUGGCCAUCACGACGUCAGAGGGGGCGCAGCUGCUCCGCCUGUAG